Molecule: messenger RNA, 951 nt
Organism: Zingiber officinale
Lineage: Eukaryota; Viridiplantae; Streptophyta; Magnoliopsida; Zingiberales; Zingiberaceae
Exons: 1
Coding region: 1-951 (316 amino acids)
Source: RefSeq, a predicted model, not a curated record
AUGUUGGUGGCGUCGGUGUCGUCGAUCUUGGCGUCGGUAUACUGCUGGUUCACACCGGGUGUCCUCUUCCUGCUACUCAAUCUGGUUAUCGGCGGCAUCGCUUUCGCCUCCGUAUUCACCUCCCGCCGCCACCAGCCCGGACGCAGCGACACAGGAGCUUACGCCGGACACUACCUCGCCCGGUCACUCUCCCGAACGUCCUCCGUCGUCCUCGACCGCUUUCGCACCUUCAAGCUCCACGGCGACGAAUACCUUGAGAUCCCCGAUCCGACCGCCGCCGCCACAGAGGAUGCGGACAACGCCAAAGUAUCUUCCGGUAACUUCGUCGUUCGAUCCCUCUCGCGCUCCUCUUCCAUCGUCCUCGACGGCCUACGGUCGUCCUUCUACGCCCGUCGCUACGGCUCCGGCCAUAUCGAGGAUCCGACGGACGUCGCGGCUGCCGCUGGGUACGAAGUCGGCGACGAUGGCAGAGGGUACUCCACCGUCCAUUCCCUCGCCAGAUCCAUCUCACGCUCCUCCUCAAUCGUACUCGACAGUCUCCGAUCCUUCAACCUUCAUCGAAGCCCUCCUCCAGACGCCGCCGCCUCAGGCGAGAUCGUGGACGAGGGACCCCUGGCCCUCGGGGAGCCAGAGACGGAGAGUGAGGAGGACGAGGAGCUCCAUCACUUGGACCGGAGCCUUUCGGAUACGCAUCCGACGGCGGGAGAGAUGCCGCGGAAGCUGGCGGUGCGGAUGAAGAAGUCGGCCAGCGAUAAUUCGGCGUUCGCGCACUUUAGCAAGGCGGAGGUGGAGGAGGUAGCGAGGGGGGCCGAGGAUGUCGCGGAAGGAGACGCCUACGAUCAGGUGGACGCGCGGGCGGACGACUUCAUUAAGCGGUUCCGGCAGCAGCUGAAGCUGCAGCGUCUGCAGUCCAUUUUGAGGUACAAGGAGACACUUAACCAUGGAAGCUAA